GGGCCAGCCGGCUGAUUUCUGGCGGCGGAGGGAGCGGCGCGCCGAGCGCCCAGGGCUGCGCUUCCCGGCCGGCGGGGCGACGCCGUGGGCCGGCCGCUCCGGGCUCCCCGACGCCACCGGCGCCCCAGCUCCGCCCCAGGCCUCCCCGCCAUGCGCACCGGCUAGUGCGCCUCGGGCGCAGCGCCCACCAGGCCGGUCCCGCCGCUCGCCCCGCUGCCGGCAUGCUGCGCCCGCUGCUGCUCGCCGCGCUCUGCCUGGCCGGCCGGCUGGGAACCUCCCGCAGCUGCCAGCUGCCCUCGGAGUGGAGACCCCUGAGUGAGGGCUGCCGCGCCGAGCUGGCCGAGAUCAUCGUGUAUGCCAAGGUGCUUGCGCUGCACCAAGAGGUGCACGGCCUGUACAACUACCUGCCCUGGCAGUACGAGGCCGGCGAGGCGGGUCUCUUCUACUCGGCCGAGAUCGAGAUGCUGUGCGACCAGGCGUGGGGCAGCAUGCUCGAGGUGCCCGCGGGCUCCAGGCUCAACCUCACCGGCCUGGGCUACUUCUCCUGUCACUCCCACACCGUGGUCCAGGAUUACUCCUAUUUCUUCUUCCUCAGGAUGGAUGAAAAUUAUAACCUCUUGCCUCAUGGAGUCAAUUUCCAAGAUGCCAUCUUUCCAGACACUCAAGAGAACAGAAGGAUGUUUUCCAGCCUUUUCCAGUUUUCAAACUGUUCCCAAGGGCAGCAACUGGCAACUUUCUCCAGUGACUGGGAGGUCCAAGAAGACACUAGGCUUAUGUGUUCCUCGGUGCAGAAGGCCCUGUUUGAGGAGGAGGACCACGUCAAGAAGCUGCAGCAGAAGGUGGCCACCCUAGAGAAGCGGAACAAGCAGCUGCGGGACCGGGUGAAGAAGGUCAAGAGGUCCCUGCGGCAGGCGCGGAAGAAUGGCCGCCACCUGGAGCUGCUGAACCAGAAGCUGAGCGAGAAGCUGGCGGCCGCGGCAGGCGCGCUCCCGCACAUCAACGCGCUGGGCCGCGAGCCCGCGGGCGCCGCCUACCUGCGGGGGUAGCAGGGAUGGAGCCUUGGCUUCACCUGGUACCCGCUGAGGCCUCUCACGGGGAGUGGAAAAGGACACUGGUUUAGACGGGCACGUAGCUCAAGAACUCUUGUAGAUGAUGAUAUUUUUACUGUGCAUUUGGUAGCAUCUAGUUGGUUUACAAGGCAAGUCUCCUAUCUCCUUGGCUGCCGGCCUCCUGCCCUUCCCUUGUCCCAGACCCAGUGCUCUGAUGCCAGCAGUGCCCUAUGCUUGCCUGGGGCCUGUCCCUGGCUUCCAGGAGCAGCUUGGAAAAAGUGCACUUAUUAGGGAAAGAACAUUUUAGAAUCUCUAGAGGUACAGAACUCAAGGGGUUCAGCCUCCAUUUCCAAAGAAAGGGAGUGUGGUCCCAGCUCUCAGCAGCAGGACAAGCGUUGGUUUGAAGGAAUGAUAGGUCGUGAAAUCUUCUGGUGUCAUUAAGACUUACGGAGCUCAUCACAAGUCAGGGAGUGGAGCUAGAGGUGGCAGGUAAUUAAGUAAGAAGAAUUAUACCUGAUUUCCAACCUCAGCUAUCCAGAGUUACAGAGGUUUCCCAUGGGCCACUUUAAAGGGGAAUUGCCUUUAUGGUCCUGUCCUGUUUCAUGAAAGCACAUUUCUAAGUUGGAGGAGCUCGAACAGUAUCUCAGCCCCUACUAAAUUCUGACUUACUGUUUGCUCAGUGAUUACUUCCAACUUCUCUGAAUUCGAGGUGAGCUGACCCAAUAUGUUGUGAAUUUCUGUUGUGCAAAGACACCUCCUUACCUACUGGGGUCUCGGGACCUUGCCUCGUUGCUCUGCUCCCAAAAGGGCUUGUUGAGGGUGUUCCGAUCUUGGCUUCUUUAUGCAAAUGCUUUGCACCCACCUGGACUGUCCAGACAGACCCUGGGAGUAGUGUUUGCACAUCAGCCCGCUUCUCACUGCAUUAGAUCCUCUGUACGAUCGCUUCACCUUCUUUGGGAAGAAACCUCUAGAGAGAGUAUUGCAAGUAAAAGAUAUUCACAAUACCUAACACUUGAGCCCUUCACUUAGCCACAUGUGAUCGCGUCCCAGCUGUGUGACUAAGAAGCGCCCAUCCCUUGGUUAUCUUCUGAUGAUGGUUCUCCAAACCAACCAGUGUCCCUUCCCUGCUGUUUUAGGCAGAAGCUGCCCCUUUACCACCCCAGAUACAGGAGGGCCCGACAAUGCCGUCCUCUCCAUUGGAAAUGGCAGUUAGGGUCAGAUUUCCAUCCCCUGCCUUUAGAAAAACCAUGUCCUUCUUGCUCUGGCAGCGCGCCUGGGGCAUGAGCCUUGUGACACUUGGGUCUUGAUGGCAGGCGAUGGCCUCAGAGGAGAAGCCAACGCCCUGGACUGCACAGCAUGGGGACUUUUGCUCAAGGGCUCUUUACCGCUAAGCUUCUGCCAGCACUUUGUCAGCUGUAGUCUUCAUGGUCUGGUACAAUAGAAGGCACGUCUUGUGGUUUAUUCUUCCCAGGGACGUUUCAUUACAGCAGUUUUGCUGCCACCCAAGGGAAUGACAAGCCUAACGGUGAUUUACAGCCAGCGUUUGGAGAACUGUGGAAGCUGGAUCUCUUCGGAUGCAUUAUGUUCUGCCUUUUCAAUAAACGUGAGCCGAUAGUUCAGCCACA
Messenger RNA from Orcinus orca (killer whale), 2674 nucleotides. RefSeq names its product coiled-coil domain containing 3 (gene CCDC3). Gene Ontology annotation, cellular component: extracellular region. The coding region runs from base 222 to 1046 and encodes 274 amino acids. Gene Ontology annotation, biological process: negative regulation of gene expression. The record is from RefSeq and is a predicted model, not a curated record. The transcript has 3 exons. NCBI's taxonomy places the organism in Eukaryota, Metazoa, Chordata, Mammalia, Artiodactyla, Delphinidae.